Messenger RNA from Colletotrichum godetiae, 4625 nucleotides. RefSeq names its product phospholipid-translocating P-type ATPase. The record is from RefSeq and is a predicted model, not a curated record. Gene Ontology annotation, molecular function: magnesium ion binding; ATP hydrolysis activity; ATP binding. The coding region runs from base 375 to 4340 and encodes 1321 amino acids. Gene Ontology annotation, cellular component: plasma membrane; trans-Golgi network; endosome. The transcript is spliced from 3 exons. Lineage: Eukaryota; Fungi; Ascomycota; Sordariomycetes; Glomerellales; Glomerellaceae. Gene Ontology annotation, biological process: phospholipid translocation; retrograde vesicle-mediated transport, Golgi to endoplasmic reticulum; endocytosis.
ACAGCACCCGCCCAAUGAGAUCGGCUCAGCCUUCCCAGGAGACCUCAUUCACGCCUCUAAGCCUCCAAGUCUCCAAGCCUCUCUCAGCAUGCUUGCGACAACGGGAUACUUGUCCAAAACACCACGACUCUUCGGCGCUCAACCUGCUCAUCGCAAAGUACCAACAUCGCUGGCGUGACCGGACGAUACAGCUCACCGCUGCGUACACUUGAGCGCUCACGCCAUCAUCUUACUCUUUCCUACCGAAGCUAUCCGAUGCAGCUCUCUGAGCAACAGCACAGGCACCCUCGACCGAACUCUAUCACGGCUUCCCGCACUGCGGCAUCUGCCUAAAAAGUUGCACUUUGCAUAUACCUCCUCCCAAUGCGGGCGGGAUGCCUUCUCCAACCUCAUAUCGUCCCGCGGACCCGCCAGGCUCUCCAGGGAAUGAUUCCGAUUCAGACCUCGAUCUCGAUAUCCAGGAGCUCGAUCCUGCCACUACCACAACCGAUCGCACCUCUGGCCUCCUCCGCCACGACCGUCAGACCACCGAACAUCGAUCGCCACGUAUAGCACUGCGAAAUCUACGCAUGGGGGGCUCACGCCGAGCCGGACAAAAGGCCAGGGGAUAUGGCCAACUUGGCCAGGACCGAGAUGGCACCAGCGAGGAUGCUGAAGCACUUCUCGGCGAACCCGGAAGCUCUUCAUCACGAUAUAGAGAUGGGACCGCUGGUGCAGGCUCCGACGACGACUCUCCUCUCUUACCCGGUGGCUCGCCUCCGAGGCGUCGAUCCUUCGCCGGGGACAGAUUCGAGCGACUUACCUCUAGCAUUAGAUUACCGAGCUUCAUGUCGAAUUCAGGGGCGCAAGAAACAGACAAGGACGAUUCCCAGGACCAAGAUGAAGACGAUCCGUCCAGCGCCCGCCUUAUUGCUGUAGGAUCUUCCCAAGCGACGAGAUUCCCGCCGAACCUUAUAUCGAACGCCAAGUACACAGCCCUUACGUUUCUACCCGUCACUCUGUACAACGAAUUCUCCUUCUUCUUCAACAUGUACUUUUUGCUCGUGGCUUUAUCGCAAGCGAUUCCUCCAUUACGGAUCGGUUACCUUACGACUUACGUGGCGCCUUUGGCAUUUGUGCUUUUCAUUACCAUGGGAAAGGAGGCGUACGACGACAUCGAACGAAGACGAAGAGACAAUGAGGCCAAUGCUGAAGCAUACACAGUUUUGUCAUUCGAUGAGCCAGGCCGUGGCAUGGGUUCUGCACAACGUACACACAAGAGGCUCAAGUCGGAUUCCAUGAGGAAGAAGGGCAAAAACUUGGCGGGCUUGAGAGACAGACUCUCGGAUAUUCAAGAGGAAGAAGAGCGAGCUGAGGGAGACGGAUCUAUCGCCCAGCCUUCCUCGUCAGUCCUUGAGGUCAGCCGUAAGUCGCGCGACCUCAAAGUCGGCGAUGUUCUUGUUCUAAGCAAGGGUCAACGAGUUCCUGCCGACGUUGUGAUUCUGAAAUGUAUCACAUCAGAAACAAUUACCGACGCGCCGGUGAUGGAGGUGAUUGCGGAAGAGGAGUCGUUGCUAGUCGAUGCUGAAGAAGAGCAGUCCAAAGCCCUACAAGUUUCCGAUACCAAGGGCAAAGAAGCCGAGAGCAACGACGCUGGCGGCGGUGCCGCUGGCGAAACAUUCAUCCGAACUGAUCAGCUUGACGGAGAGACAGACUGGAAGUUGCGUCUGGCGUCCCCCUUGACGCAAAACUUGGCCACGGAGGAGUUUGUCCGCCUACGUGUAACGGGAGGCAAGCCGGAUAGGAAGGUCAACGAGUUCAUCGGCACAGUCGAGCUGCUAUCCAGCAAACGGGAUGCCCAAAGCCAGCAAGCAGCGCUUGACGGGGGUGAAGGCACCUCGGCCCCGUUGUCAAUAGACAACACAGCCUGGGCGAACACAGUAAUCGCCUCCAACGCCACUACUCUCGCUGUCAUCAUGUACACGGGACCUCAGACGAGGUCAGCGCUGUCGACUGCCCCCUCACGGUCCAAGACUGGACUUUUAGAAUAUGAGAUCAACUCGCUCACCAAGAUUUUGUGUGCCUUGACUUUGGCGCUUUCCAUUAUCCUUGUGGCGCUGGAAGGCUUCGGAAACACCAAAGACAACGUUUGGUACAUCAAGAUUAUGCGUUUCCUUAUUCUUUUCUCGACUAUUGUGCCCAUCAGUCUGCGUGUCAACCUCGACAUGGGCAAGAGCGCUUACUCUUGGUUCAUUCAACGAGAUCCCGGCAUUGCUGGAGCUGUUGUGCGAACGAGCACGAUACCGGAAGAUCUCGGAAGAAUCGAGUAUUUACUCAGCGACAAGACUGGCACGCUGACCCAGAACGAGAUGGAAAUGAAGAAAAUUCAUGUCGGCACCGUCUCCUACGCUAACGAGGCCAUGGACGAAGUCACAUCGUACGUCAAGCAAGGGUUCCACAUUCAACCUACUACCGAUCCUUCAUCGCACACGAUGUUGAUCACGCCUUCUUCGACAUUUGCCAACUCGUCAAACGUGGGUGCUACACGCACAAGAAGAGAAAUUGGCACUCGUGUCCGAGACGUGGUUCUCGCUCUGGCUCUGUGUCACAACGUGACGCCAACAACAGAGGAAGAAGACGGAAAGACCGUUGUUUCUUACCAGGCCUCCUCUCCUGACGAGAUCGCCAUCGUUCGCUGGACCGAAUCCGUCGGUCUUCGCCUCGCCUAUCGCGAUCGCACCAGCAUGGUUCUUGAGUCAACAGAGAACGGCCGUGAAAUUGUUCGCGUGCGUAUCCUCGACGUCUUCCCCUUCACAUCCGAGGGCAAGCGCAUGGGUAUCAUUGUUCAGUUUUUCGAUCAGACUCAGUCUACGGUGCCAAAUCUCGCCAACAGCGAAAUCUGGUUCUAUCAGAAGGGUGCUGACACAGUCAUGAGCCCCAUUGUGGCCGAGAACGACUGGCUUGACGAAGAAACCUCCAACAUGGCUCGAGAGGGCCUGCGUACACUUGUCGUUGGCCGGAAGCGCUUGUCUUACGAGCAAUACAAGGAGUUCACCGGGAGCUACCAAGCGGCUUCUUUGGCUAUCGCUGGACGAGACGCUGGUAUGCAACGUGCUGUGGCUCAGUACCUGGAGCGCGAUCUGGAGCUUCUCGGCGUCACUGGUGUAGAGGACAAGCUGCAAAAAGAUGUCAAGCCAUCUCUAGAGCUUCUGAGAAACGCAGGCAUCAAGAUUUGGAUGUUGACUGGUGACAAGGUUGAAACAGCUCGCUGUGUCGCCGUCAGCUCCAAGCUUGUCGCUCGUGGCCAGUACAUCUACACCGUUUCCAAGCUUAAGAAGAAGGACAACGCGCAAGAUCACCUCGAUUUCCUCCGUGGCAAGACGGAUUCUUGUCUCUUGAUUGAUGGCGAGAGUCUGGCCCUCUUCCUCACCCAUUUCAGGAUCGAAUUUGUGUCCGUGGCUGUGCAACUCCCGACGGUUGUCGCAUGUCGAUGCUCGCCCACGCAGAAGGCCGAAGUCGCCAAGCUGAUCAGAGAGUACACUAAGAAGAGGGUCUGCUGCAUUGGUGACGGAGGCAACGAUGUUUCCAUGAUUCAAGCAGCAGAUGUCGGUGUUGGUAUUGUGGGCAAGGAAGGUCGGCAAGCUAGUUUGGCGGCAGACUUCUCGAUUGAGCAGUUCUACCACCUAACUAAAUUGCUGGUCUGGCACGGGCGCAACAGUUACAAGCGCAGUGCUAAGCUCGCUCAAUUUGUUAUCCAUCGUGGAUUGAUCAUUGCGGCCUGCCAGACGAUGUACAGUAUUGCCAUCAAGUUUGAGCCCGAAGGUCUCUACAAAGACUGGCUUCUCGUCGGAUAUUCCACCGUGUAUACUGCCUUCCCCGUUCUCUCCCUCGUCCUUGACAAGGAUGUAGACGAAAACUUGGCGAAUCUGUAUCCGGAACUAUACAAAGAGCUCACUUCCGGCCGAUCCCUGUCUUAUCGUACCUUUUUCGUCUGGGUUGCCGUUUCGAUCUAUCAAGGCUGCACAAUUCAAGGCCUAUCACAGCUUCUAACCGAAGUCGACGGGCCCAAGAUGGUGGCAGUUUCGUACACCGUACUAGUUCUCAACGAGCUCCUCAUGGUCGCCAUCGAGAUUACGACGUGGCACCCUGCCAUGAUCAUCUCGAUCGUUGGCACAUUUGUCAUUUUCGUUGGCUCCGUGCCGUUCCUCGGUGGUUACUUUGAUCUUCAAUUCAUCAUCACUUUGGGAUUCAUCUGGCGCGUCCUCGCCAUCGCGGCGAUAUCUCUCAUCCCACCCUAUGCGGUGAAGCUCAUUAGGAGGACGAUGAAGCCGCCCUCGUAUAGAAAGGUGCAGAGCACGUAGAAACCGCACCAGUGUGUUGUGUUGUAUUAUCGUUGUUGAAUGAGAUCUUCUUUGUAUCUAUCUUCAAAGCUCUGUGUAAGCGCGUCUGGGAUCGGUGUCAGCGAACGGGGUCCACGGCCAUUCAAAGGGAAAGGCUGCUGCGGUUUUUGCAUUAUUAGGCGGAGUUGAACGGGGACCUGGGAAACUGUUUUUUUCUUUUUUUACCCAACUUUGUACGGCAUUAUUCGGAUGGGGCCAUCGACAGCCCAGAAGAAUUAGACAGCGUUAUCGAAAUUCGAGUUUACU